Messenger RNA from Iphiclides podalirius (scarce swallowtail), 390 nucleotides. The record is from the annotation of a GenBank genome assembly. NCBI's taxonomy places the organism in Eukaryota, Metazoa, Arthropoda, Insecta, Lepidoptera, Papilionidae.
AUGAAUAGGUCGAUCAAUCGCUCGGUUGAUAUUUAUAGCGCGUCCUACGAACGAAGUGACGAGUCGACCGGCGACGGCUUCACACAAAGAGAGGCUGAGGAAACGGGGCAUAUGGAGCCGCCGUUUCCCGCGCUGCGCUGGCGGCGUAGUGCAACAAUGACGGCAUCGCGCAGCUACGUGACCUCAGCCCCGGCCGCCGCAGCCGCCAUGAUUCACCGGCGCGCCGUCCGCCUCGCAUUCCUUCCCCGGCCGCAUAGUGUGGGUGAGAAUGCACUAAAACGUUUGCGUGUGGUCGCCGGCCCUAAGCCGACCGUGAUUACUCCUUGUGUCAGGAUAAUGCGGGCCGUACCCGACAAACGUUAUGAACCCACCGAUUUAAUUGGAGAUUCC